This is a messenger RNA of Ramularia collo-cygni, 600 nucleotides long. RefSeq names its product related to dihydrodipicolinate synthase. Gene Ontology annotation, molecular function: 4-hydroxy-tetrahydrodipicolinate synthase activity. The coding region runs from base 1 to 600 and encodes 199 amino acids. The transcript has a single exon. NCBI's taxonomy places the organism in Eukaryota, Fungi, Ascomycota, Dothideomycetes, Mycosphaerellales, Mycosphaerellaceae. The record is from RefSeq and is a predicted model, not a curated record.
AUGCCUUCAAAUGAAUACGGCGGCUCCAAUGGCAACGUCUCGGCGUAUCCGCCUGGUAUCCAUGUCCCUUCACUGACUUUCUUCGACUCUUCUCCGCGCCAGGAGAUCGAUUGGCACACCCAACGGCGACACCUUGCUUUCCUGGUCAAAUCAGGAAUUCAUGGAAUCGUUCUCGCUGGUACCAAUGGGGAGGCAGUCACUCUGACUCGCACGGAGAAGACUCGCCUGACAGUCCUGGCCAGAGAAGUAGCCCACGAGCACGGAAGAUCGGAUCUACCAAUCACUGUUGGAACGAACCCCAGUGGAAGCACGAGAGAUGUCAUCGAUGAUUGCGUGGCCGCGAAGGAGGCCAACGCGGAUUAUGUCCUGGUGCUUGUGCCGGCUUUCUUCCACUUUGCCAUGUCCAAGGAUGCCAUCUGCGGAUUCUUUGAAGAAGUGGCCGAGAACAGUCCAUUGCCUCUGUUGCUGUACAACUUUCCUGGUGUUGCUGCUGGUUUGAACCUGGAUAGUCCUAUGCUAGAUCGUUUGGCAAGACAUAAGAAUAUCGUCGGAGUCAAAGUGAGUGUAGUUGAAGAUGCCAAUGGUCACCAAGAGUACUGA